UGAUGGAGAUUGUUGUAUUGAAAUUGUGUUUAUGGACGUUAUAAUUUUACCUCAAUCAAGACGUCAACCUUAUUUAAAUCUAAAAUCGUUUUUAAGACAAAAUAGAUGUAUUAGCAACAAAACCCAAACACAUAAUGAAAUGAUUUUUUACGAUUUAAAUGCUACCGUGAUUUGGGAGAGUGAAUAAAAGGCUUUAAACGUAAAAGUUAUCUGUAGUUGUAUUUGUAUAUUUUUAGAGUUAAACAUUAAAGCUCUUAUUGUGACAUGGAUGAAGAUGAUGAUCUGGAGACACUUGGUGAACAGCUGUACACCCUGAUUCACCCCAAGCACAACGAGGAGGCGGGAAAACUUACAGGGAUGCUGUUAGAGCUGCCAGCGUCUGUGCUGACCAAUAUGCUGCAGGAUGAGGCCUUACUGACUGCAGCCGUGGAGAAAGCCCGCAGAGCGCUGCAGCUGGUUCAAGAGCCCAGUGGGGUAACUUGCAAGCAUGAAGAUGAUGCGUCUGCGUCUUCAGACUCUCUGGGGGAGCGGCUGUUUGAACUGGUGGACGUGUACAACACUGGACACUCCCAAAAAAUCACAGGAAUGCUUCUCGAGCAGGACAAAGAUGCAGUCUUGCAGCUUCUUUCAGACUCCAGUCUGCUGGAGGAGCAGGUGACUCUGGCCCUGAAGAUACUAAAAGAGCAGAAGACAGAGGAGACAGAAAACGGCAGCCCGUCUGAUGCCGAGGACAAAGACAGACUGGGGGAGAAGCUCUUCUCUCUCGUGGAGGAGUUGGAUCCACUUCAUGCUAAUGAUAUUACAGGAAUGCUCCUGGAGAUGAACCCCCUUGCUCUGCAGCAGCUGCUCGCUGACCACUCAAUGCUGGAAGUUGCUGUCAAGAAAGCACAAUCUGCCCUGGAAACAGAAAGCUGAACAUUCUCGCCCUCUGCAGAAGAACAUCCCCAAACACUGACAAAAGCUACAUCAGUUCUAAAAAGUUUAGAUGUUUGACUGAAUCGACUAAAGAACCUUCUGAUUUCUGUGAUGCAUAAACGUGAAAAACAAUCAUGGUCCAUUAGAGCCGCUGCAGUGGAGAAGCUAAACUUGUGUGGAUCUCGUGGAAGUGUUUUAAAUGCUGCCAAACGUGCUUAUUUUUUGUACUAUAUGUAUAAUUCUACAACUAUAUUUGCAAUAAGAAGUUAUGCUCUUGGUUUUUAGCUACUGUGGUCAUUCCAUGUGACCAGAACUAAUGGAUGUUUUGCACAAAUUCUUCUUUACAUUAGCAAGAGAAAGAAUUAUAAUUGUAUAUUCCCAAGUCAUUAAAAAAUGACCCAUUCCUCAUUAAAAUGUGACUUUUAAGUCUGUA
Molecule: messenger RNA, 1348 nt
Organism: Oryzias latipes (Japanese medaka)
Lineage: Eukaryota; Metazoa; Chordata; Actinopteri; Beloniformes; Adrianichthyidae
Biological process (GO): positive regulation of canonical Wnt signaling pathway; protein polyubiquitination
Cellular component (GO): cytoplasm; nucleus
Molecular function (GO): RNA binding; ubiquitin-ubiquitin ligase activity
Source: RefSeq, a predicted model, not a curated record